AUGGCAACGGAUGAGACUAAUCCGUCAACUUGGGUUCGCCUCAAUGUGGGAGGAAAACUUUUCUGCACUACUAUUGGUACACUGACUCUCCGCGAGCCUGAUUCGAUGCUAGCUGCAAUGUUUAGCGGUCGUCACACUUUGAAGCUUGAAGAUGGGCAUGUUUUGAUUGACAGAGAUGGUGAUUAUUUUGGGUUUAUUCUUAAUUGGUUAAGAGAUGGUGAUGUUCCUGCUGCUUUAGAAACUCAUCAGUACAAACAACUUAUAAAAGAGGCAGAUUACUUCCAGCUACGUGGUCUAAAAGAUGGAAUACAUAUUAGUGACUUUACUCGGUUGGAGAUCAUAAAAUGUAUACAGUUGUCAGUCAAAACAUUUCGAGGUGUUAAUCUUUCUGGCGUCGAUCUAUCCAAACUAGAGUUGUCAAGGACAGAUUUCGUCUAUGCAUGUUUGCAAAAUGUAUCCUUCUCAUUGGCAGAUCUUCAGGGUGCGUGCUUUGAGGACGUUGAUGCCGAGGGUGUCGUCUUUGACAGUGCAAAUCUGGAGGACUGUAAAUUUGUCAAGUCAAAUAUCCGGGGAUCUUCUUUCGUUGGUGCUAGACUGACUGAGGGGAAUCUAAUAAGUGCAUGUUUAAGCAGCUGCAACAUUGUUGGGGCAGUUUACUCUGAUGAAACCGGUGUUGAUCCUCGGGACAUUGAUUUGGUCAUGACACAGGCUGAGGUAUCGAGGAGCAAGGCAGUCAAGGCUCUCAAGACUCACAACGGGGACAUUAUCAGUGCUAUCAUGGAGCUCACCAAUUACUAG
Molecule: messenger RNA, 798 nt
Organism: Fragaria vesca subsp. vesca
Lineage: Eukaryota; Viridiplantae; Streptophyta; Magnoliopsida; Rosales; Rosaceae
Product: FH protein interacting protein FIP2-like
Exons: 2
Coding region: 1-798 (265 amino acids)
Biological process (GO): protein homooligomerization
Molecular function (GO): protein binding
Source: RefSeq, a predicted model, not a curated record